AUGAUUGUCCCCGUCAUGCCGACAGCACUCGUAACCCGAGCCGGAGUCGAGUAUACCCAUCGCGAAUACUGGGUCAGCGUACUACUCAUGUGCGAAGCCGGGACAUCCCUAAUUCUCUGUCCAUUAUUCGGAUACCUAGUGGACCGCGGGCGCACACGACGACUGCCAUUCAUAUGUGCGCUGAUCCUAUUAGUUGGAUGCAUGCUGAUCCUGCAACUGGCACGUUCCGUGGCCGUGUUUGUGGUAGCACGUCUAGUCCAAGGAAUCACAGGUGCGUUAGUAGUAGUAGCUUCUUUCGCUCUGAUCGGCGAUGCCGUGCCGCAGUAUCGUCUUGGUCAGACGAUUGGGUAUCUAGGCUCUGCCAUUGCGUCUGGUUUCUUGCUGGGUCCGUUCCUUGGGGGGAUUGUUUAUAAUGCUGGUGGGUAUGAUUCUGUGUUUUGGUUUGCGUAUCCCAUUAUUACCAUUGAUAUGGUUAUGCGGUUGGCUUUGGUUGAGAAGAAGGUGGCUGCUGAGUGGACUGGGCCGAAUGGGGACCUCGAGUCUGAUUUGGAUGCUGAACAGCGCAAUCACGCUGCAGUACCGUGUGAGCCAGUGGCUGUUCCCAGGAAGAAAGGAUGGGUUCUUUUGAAGAUGCUCAAGCAGCGCCGAGUCUUGAUUUCUUCGGGGGUGUUGCUUGUUCAGGGACUGUUGCUCUCUGCCCUUGAUGCGACACUUCCCAUCUUCGUGGAGGCGACAUUUGGCUGGAAUUCUCUUGGCAUGGGUCUGAUCUUCCUCCCAAUGGCAGUUCCGGCCUUCUUCGAGCCCUUGUUUGGAUUCAUCACCGACCGAUUAGGUGCGCGCUUUGUAUCUUUCUGCUGCUUCGUAGCGCUCUCGCCCACCCUCAUCUGUCUCCGAUUUGUUGAGAAGAACUCCACUGGGCAGGUUGCGCUGCUCGUGGUGUUGCUGUUCCUCACGGGUAUCUUCACCCACGCCUGCGCACCAGCCAUGUACGUCGAGACCCAGCUAGCUCUCACGGCCAUGGAGGCCAAUAAUCCUGGCGUACUGGGCCCCAAAGGUGCAGUGGCGCAGGGAUUCGGACUGCAGACGAGUGAUUGGGCUCUGUUCAUGACCAUGUCUCUUCAACUUCUACGACACGCUCCAAAGCUAGCGACCACCAGCUCGCGACUAUCACUUCAACAUUCCAGAGCCUCAUUCUCCAACUUCACUCACUUCAAACAUACUACCACCACAAUGCCCCCAGCCAACAAAACCUGGCACAUCCAACAACGAGCUAAAACCCAAGCAACAACCCAACGAUACACCUGCCCAGCAGAAACAACCCCCCACCUAGCAACCCUCCUAAGCUUCCCAUCCCGCCGUUCCCUCCUCCCAGAACUACAUGAGAAAACAAGCACCGAAAUAAUAAACCUAGCAAAAACAAUUGCAACCUUCGAACCAGUCCGCCUACAUGUCCGCCCAGAAGACCUACUCCACGCCCAAUCCCUCUUAGAUGCGCACCAGAACCCCAAACCCGCAUAUCCAAUAACCCUAAUCCCGGCCCCAACAAACCACGUCUGGAUCCGCGACACAGGCCCGGUUUACGUGCGCGGCACACAUGACAACACCCGCUACGCAAUCGACUUUCAAUUCUGCGAAUGGGGCCACAAAACCGGCGAAAGAAUCUACGGCAGUAGCGCCUCGCCCGCAGCAGCACUAGCGCUGGAAAGCACGCCGGCGUACGCUGACUGGCCUGUUAUGGACGAAGCAGCCAUGGCCGAGAAUACGAAUUUCGCGCGGGCAGUGCUAGAUCUGGAAAACGAGGCUGUGGCUGCGCAAUUGCCAGAUGCGAGUCCUGAGCCUGUUACCCGUGUCUCGACACAUAUCCGGCUUGAAGGUGGGGGUAUUGAGAUUGAUGGGGAGGGGACGUUUAUGGCGACGGAGAGUAGCAUCGUUGGUCCCGCGCGGAAUCCGGGUUUAUCGCGGUCUGAGAUCGAGGAGGAAUUGAGUCGGUUGCUUAGUGUUACUAAGUUUAUUUGGUUCCCUGGGCGUGUUGGGUUGGAUGUUACGGAUGUGCAUAUUGAUGCCGAGGCGAGGUUUGUUCGGCCUGGGGUUGUUGUUGUUUGUCGGCCGCACGAGAGUGCGGAGAAGGUGCAUUGGGAGGUCUACGAGGAGAUUCGGGAGGUUUUGAGGGAUUGUGUUGAUGCGCGUGGGCGCAAGGUUGAGGUCCAUGAUGUUGUUGAGCCGGAUCCCAGGUUUGUGAAGGGGGAUUUGCCUGGUGAGGAGGCUGCGCCGGCGGCUUCUUAUGUCAAUUUUUAUUUUGCGAAUGGGGGGUUGGUUAUGCCUGCUUUUGGAGAUGCGGUUGCUGAUGAGAGGGCUUUUGAGUUGAUGAAGAGUCUUGUUCCUGAGAGGGUUGUUAAGCAGGUUGCUGUUAAUGCGUUGCCGAGGACCGGGGGUGUAUUGCAUUGUGUUACGCAGCAAGUGCUGUAA
This is a messenger RNA of Penicillium canescens, 2466 nucleotides long. RefSeq lists its product as uncharacterized. The transcript is spliced from 7 exons. Bases 1 to 2466 code for a protein of 821 amino acids. The record is from RefSeq and is a predicted model, not a curated record. Gene Ontology annotation, biological process: putrescine biosynthetic process; transmembrane transport. Gene Ontology annotation, molecular function: transmembrane transporter activity; agmatine deiminase activity; protein-arginine deiminase activity. Lineage: Eukaryota; Fungi; Ascomycota; Eurotiomycetes; Eurotiales; Aspergillaceae.